Messenger RNA from Dermacentor albipictus, 5119 nucleotides. RefSeq names its product cyclin-G-associated kinase (gene aux). Gene Ontology annotation, cellular component: cytoplasm. Gene Ontology annotation, biological process: regulation of clathrin-dependent endocytosis; positive regulation of Notch signaling pathway; protein phosphorylation. NCBI's taxonomy places the organism in Eukaryota, Metazoa, Arthropoda, Arachnida, Ixodida, Ixodidae. Gene Ontology annotation, molecular function: protein serine/threonine kinase activity; ATP binding; AP-2 adaptor complex binding. The record is from RefSeq and is a predicted model, not a curated record.
ACAUGGCGCCCAGCCGUGAAUGGAGCGUCCUCCCCGUUGUCGCACGGGCCGCGGUCGAUAUGUGAGCCUCCGUCGCCUGAACGCCGGUGCCCGUUUCAACCGAACCCGUUAGCAGAAGCACGGACGCGACAUGCUCUGAGCCGUACGGGUGCACCGUCGCGCCAGGAGUCUAGCGAGAGAUCGUCGCGGGGAGUAGCGCUAGGCGACGCCGUCGCACGCCCCCGUCACUGCUGCCGCCGAAGAGAGAGCAUGACAGACCUCUUCAAGUCGGCGUUGGGCUACUUCGCCGGCGGCGGCAGUUCGUCGUCUUCGGCAAACGCCCGCGGCGAAGACCACGAGUUCGUCGGCCAGGUGGUCGAGCUCGGCAACCAGAAGCUGCGCGUCAAACGGGUCCUCGCCGAAGGAGGCUUUGGCUUUGUGUUUGCAGCGCAAGACUUGUCAUCGAACAGGGAAUAUGCACUCAAGCGAAUGUUCGCUGGAGAUGAGGAAGCCAGCAGAUCCAUUCUCCAAGAAGUCAACGUCCUUAAAAAGCUUUCCGGCCACCCGAACGUGAUAGACUUCAUUGCAGCCGCAGCCAUUGAGAAAUGCCAGUCGGGUCAUGGGAAGUCGGAAUACCUUCUCCUCACAGAGCUUUGCCCAGGUGGUCCCCUGGUGGAUGUCCUCCAACAGCGAACAACAGACCUCAGCCUUGCGCAGGUCCUGCAGAUCUUUUACCAGACGUGCAGCGCCGUCUGCCAUAUGCACACACAAAGCCCGCCCAUCAUACACCGAGACCUCAAGAUUGAAAACCUCUUGUUGAGUUCUAAGGGCACCAUCAAGCUUUGCGACUUUGGCAGCUCGACGACGAAGUCCUACAAGCCCGACAGCUACUGGACGGCCAUCCAGCGGAGCCUGGUCGAAGAUGAGAUGUGCAAGAACACGACUCCAAUGUAUCGGCCGCCGGAAGUGUUGGACACAUACAACAACUACCCGAUCAAUGAGGCCAUGGACAUUUGGGCCCUGGGCUGCGUCCUGUUUCUCCUGUGCUUCCGCGAGCACCCGUUCCCGGACUCGUCCAAGCUCCGCAUCCUCAAUGCCAACUACAGCAUUCCCCCUGGAGACACCCACUUCGACAUCUUCCAUGACCUCAUGCGGGGCAUGCUCCAGGUGAACCCGGCAUCACGACCCACGAUCUUCGACGUGGCUGAGCGACUGCAGGAGAUGGGUGAGGCCAAGAACGUGCGGCUGGAGGACUCACCGGGCCUGCACAGUGCAAACCCGGUGACGAGUGGCGCAUCCCAGGGCGACACCAGUGUAGCACCGCACAGCGUGCCGAACUCCACUUCCGCACCGCCCAGCCGGCCACCUCCACCAAACCUCAACGUCCACGGAGGCACAGUUUCCGCGGCGGCUGCUCCUCUUCCGACGACAGCGGAAGGAAGCUGGGGCAGCGCAGGCCUCCUGACGUCGCUACGGGGCGGCGCAGGAAGCCUGCUCAAGCGCCUAGGUGACACCUCCUCCAAGGUCAUGCAGAUUGCCCAGCAGACAAUGGGCAAGGCUGAUUUGGACUUCAACUACAUCACAAGUAGAAUUGCCGUGAUGUCGUACCCCGCGGAAGGGCUGGAGUCGGCGUACCGUAACCACGUGGAGGAUGUGAGGACGUUGCUGGACGCCCGGCAUCGGGGUCACUACGCCAUCUACAAUGUGUCGGGCCGUGCUUACUCGUCGGCCAAGUUCGAGUGCAAGGUCACCGAGCGGGGCUGGCUGGCACGGAAGGCCCCGCCCCUGCACACCCUGUUCAACCUGUGCCGCUCCAUGCUAGCCUACCUGAACCAGGACGCUCGUAAUCUGUGUGUCGUCCACUGCCUUGAUGGCAAGUGUUCGUCAGCAGUGUUGGUGUCAGCGUUCCUGGUGUUCUGCCACCUGUUUGACAGCCCCGAAGAAGCCCUGCAGAUGUUUGCCGUUCGCCGUUGUCCCGUUACGCUCUGCCCUUCCCAGAUAAGGUACAUCCAGUACAUGUCACAGAUGGUCUCCCAGAACCACCAGGUGUUGCCUCACCGGUUCCCUUUGCAGAUUGUGGCACUCAUGCUGAAGCCCGUUCCUAUGUUCACUAAGCUCAGGGAUGGAUGCCGGCCUUUUGUGGAGGUCUACGUUGGGGAGGAGCGUAUACAUACUACAUGCCAAGAGUACGAACGAAUUGCUCAUCACAACUAUGCAGAGAAACAGCUGGCGAUUCCACUGAAUGUCGCAGCUGCAGGAGACGUGACAAUCGCAGUCUACCAUGCUCGGUCAUCGUUUGGGAAGGUGUCGCCAGUCAAGAUUUGCCAGGUCCAGCUAUACUCUGGAUUUGUGGCUCCCGGCACAACACAGCUGACAUUUUGCAGGCAUGAACUUGAUGGCAUCGAGGAGCUGGACCGGUACCCGGAGGGCUUCCAGCUGUCUCUUGAGGUCCGGGUGGGUGACACUCCUAGCCCACGGCUCACCAACGGUCCGUGGGCUGACCUCGAGCACCUGGAGACGAAUGCUGCCAUCCUGUUCAGCACUGACGAGGAGCUUGAGGCUUGCAUUGGCCAUUUCUCAAGGAAUGCCCCUGCAAGGCCACCUCCACCUGCGACACCCAGUUUGCCAAGUAGGGACACUUCUCCGCAGCACUCGGAGAGUGACGUUCCAAGUGCGACCACGUCUGCGGAGACGCUGCUGGGGCCGAUGCGCAAGCUUUCAGCGGCGGCAGAUGGGGGAAGUGGCGCAGCUGUCGACAGCAACGCGGUGCCUCCGCCGCGGCCCAAGGCCAAAGAGGUGGACCUGCUCAACCUAGCAAGCUUCUCCAUCGACGAUGGCAGCAGUGGCGAGAGGCAAGCGCCCUCGGACCGGACGGUGGACGACCUUCUAGGCACAUCCUUGUCCAACCAGCCGACAUCGAACUUUGACCUUCUCAUCAAUCACAGGCAGUCUGCACAGCCCCCACUGAUCGGCGACCUCUCGUCACCCGGUGCGCCAGCCUUCGACCCGUUUGCCACCGGUUCCGCUGGGUCAGCGCCGUCAACGGUGCCCGCUGUCAACCUGAUGGAUGCCAAGUCUCCGACAGCCACCAAAGGCGGGGCCGACCUCUUUGACCCGUUUGGAACGGCCACCCCGGCUUCUGCUGCUCCCGGCUGGGUCAACACCAGCGUCAGCGCGGGGAACACACCACAGCACAAGCAGGGUGGCAUGCCAAACAGCGUGUCAGCCUUCAACAUGGCUGCUGCUUCAACGGCGACGACUCAGAGUGGCGGGGCUGCCGCCAAACUUGACACCAUGCCGGGGACGUGGGACACCCUGUUCCCUGGCAGCACCUGGGUGCCGCUCGUACCCUCAACCGGCGGCAGCGGAGCAGGGAUACCAGGAUCUGGAUUGACCCGGAAUGCUUCCACGCCCAACCUUGAGGCGCUUGGGCGCAAGGCUGACCCAUUUGCGGACCUAGGAAAUCUAACAGGUGGCUCCACUGGCGCCGGUGCAGCCUCCAAGACAGGAGCAGCAACCGCAACCGGCUUCCCGGCUUGGUCGCAGCCAAAGCCAGCCACAGCCACAAGCAGCCCACAGCCAACUGGAAGUGGAACACAGGUCGGUGGGGCCGGCGCCAAUGGUGCAAAGUGGAGACCAGGCAGCGCCGUUCCUCCGGCUGCCCCCACAGCCGCAGCGGCUCCUUCGAAGCCAAACUACAGCGCUGCGGCCGCGCCAGGUGGCAGCAGCAUAUUCGUGGACAAGACUGCAGCUUCGGCUGGGGCGCCUUACAGCAAUGGCCAGAAGGCAAAGCUGACGGAGGACACAUUUGAGGACCUUUUGGGCACGCAAGGCUUCUCUGGUUUUGGAAGAAAGGACACGGGUCCUAAGACAAUCGCCGAACUCCGCCGGGCAGAGAUGGCUAAGGAGAUGGACCCAAUCAAGCUCAUGAUCAUGGACUGGACAACGAAGAAGGAGCGCAACAUCCGGGCACUGCUGUGCUCGCUGCACACGGUCAUCUGGGAGGGCUGCCGCUGGACUGAGGUGGGCAUGCACCAGCUUGUGUCACCAGCGGACGUCAAGCGCUUCUACCGCAAGGCCUGCCUCGCCGUACAUCCCGACAAGCUUGUCGGCACAGAGCAUGAGGAAUUGGCCAAGCUUAUCUUCAUGGAGCUCAACGAUGCCUGGAGUGAGUUCGAAAAGCAACAGGGACUUGCCUAGUCAGGAAAGGGCUGGACUUCACCUCUCACCACUGCUCCCCUCGCACGACGUCAGUGGGGUGGCAGCAGCAAGAAGCACGCAGGGACGGAAAACGAAAGUGACGCGGGCUUUGCAGUGCCCGUGCAGCGUGGAUGCCAAAAAAAGCGAGCAAGAGAGCAGCAGCCGCAAGCAGCAAUGGCAAGAGCAGAGGUAUCCACAUGCCGGCCGCACGCACACAUUUUGAACACAAUCACGGACCUUUAUCUUAUGCUUUUUUUUUUCGUGCUUGUCAUUGUUUUACCCAUCGCCGAAUAAGCGGUUCUUGUCACAAGUCGGCAUACACCAAAUUGUUACAUAUUGUUGACAUUUAUGUGUGUGUUGAGUUCGUUCCUGAAGAGUUUGGAAGUGCUGUACAAGGGGGGAGAUCGACCUGUUUCUGGUCUGAGAUUGACGGCUGGUCAGAAUCAAUGCAUCCCGGUCCACUGCCGGUUGUUAGUCUUGUCUUGACUUGGCUCUCGGCCACAGGAAACUUCUGAAGGUUUGUUUUUGAGCCACAUUCAAGUUUAACCCUUCCUUUUUUUCUCUCUCUCUCUUUCUUUUUUUUUACAAUAUCAGUGAGGCACAAUGCUCUCUGUACUGUACGUUCACUGGGCAAAUUCUGUCUCGACUUCUUCAAUGUUGAAUCAGUUGCGCCUGCUGCGUGUUAUCCACAUAUUCAAAGAGUGGCAGUGAGAUAGACCUGAGCAGUAUUGAAAAACUUAGUCACUUCAGUUUUUAAUGCGGUCAAAGUCCAAAACCAACAAGAAGCACUUAAACGUGCUCUAAUAGGCAAAUGCUCUGCUGUCGGAAACCAGUCUCUCCAUGGAAAAGGGACUGGACAUGAAGCUGUCUGGGACUGGGAAUUCAGUGAGACAACAAGCAUUUGAUCCAGUUAUAAAUGUGCUUUCCGAUUUCUCUUUUA